Phodopus roborovskii (desert hamster) is the source of this 430-nucleotide messenger RNA. RefSeq names its product pre-rRNA 2'-O-ribose RNA methyltransferase FTSJ3-like. Gene Ontology annotation, cellular component: nucleus. Gene Ontology annotation, molecular function: methyltransferase activity. Gene Ontology annotation, biological process: rRNA processing. The transcript has 2 exons. The record is from RefSeq and is a predicted model, not a curated record. Bases 1 to 420 code for a protein of 139 amino acids. NCBI's taxonomy places the organism in Eukaryota, Metazoa, Chordata, Mammalia, Rodentia, Cricetidae.
AUGGAAGCCUUCACUUUGCUCUUCCAGUUUUCAAAGAAUGUCUUCCUGCCCAGUGAUUUUGAAGUCUGCCUGUCGUUGGACUUGAUAGGUGGUUCUGGGUGCUAUAAGAAAGCAAACAGAAAGAAACGGAGGAUGCUGAAGAAGCUGGAGCAGACCAAAAAGAAGGCAGAAGCUGUGGUGAACACUGUGGAUAUCUCAGAACGAGAAAAGGUGGCACAACUGCGAAGUCUCUACAAGAAGGCUGGACUUGGCAAGGAGAAACGCCAGGUCACCUAUGUUGUAGCCAAAAAAGGCCUAGGCCGUAAGGUCCGGUGGCCAGCAGGAGUCAAAGGUCAGUUCAAGGUAGUGGACUCAAGGAUGAAGAAGGACCUGAGAGCACAACAACGGAAGGAACAGAAGAAAAAGCACAAGCGGAAGUGAGCAGACUGAA